Molecule: messenger RNA, 1890 nt
Organism: Onthophagus taurus
Lineage: Eukaryota; Metazoa; Arthropoda; Insecta; Coleoptera; Scarabaeidae
Gene: ScsbetaA
Product: Succinyl-coenzyme A synthetase beta subunit, ADP-forming
Biological process (GO): tricarboxylic acid cycle; succinyl-CoA metabolic process
Cellular component (GO): succinate-CoA ligase complex; mitochondrion
Molecular function (GO): metal ion binding; succinate-CoA ligase (ADP-forming) activity; ATP binding
Source: RefSeq, a predicted model, not a curated record
GUAAAUGAAAAGCGGAAUUUUUUAUUUCAAAUCUAUUUCAUUUUGAAACUGUGUUGGAACCAAGCAUUUGGCGCCGUUUCGUAACAAUCUUCGCUUGCGCACACACGGUCAUUCCUUGGGUUAAUAAAAUCGUAGUCAUACGGUCUCGAUUUGUCCCAGUUUCAUCAUACAACAACCAAAUACGAUGGCCACCAUAUUACGAACUGUUUUAGCAGAAAAUGCUGUCUUUAAAACAGCACCAAAAGUUUUAGCUGCAGUAUGCCAAACCAGAAAUUUAAGUGUUCAUGAACAUAUUAGUUACACAAUUUUGAGAAAUGCCGGGAUUCAAGUUCCUAAUUUUGGGGUUGCUAAAACUAAAGAAGAGGCCAAACAAAUCGCUGAAAAAUUAAAUACCAAAGAUUUAGUGCUUAAAGCACAAGUUUUAGCAGGAGGUCGUGGUAAGGGUUCUUUUAAAAAUGGACUUAAAGGUGGUGUUCGCAUGGUUUACUCCCCUGAAGAAGCAGCUGACAUUUCUGGAAAAAUGCUUGGACAAUAUUUAGUCACCAAACAAACUGGUGAAAAAGGAAGAAUUUGCAAUGCUGUUAUGGUUACUGAAAGAAAGUUUCCCAGGAAAGAAUAUUAUUUUGCAAUUAUGAUGGAAAGGGCGUUUAAAGGUCCUGUAAUAAUUGCAUCAUCCCAGGGUGGUGUAAACAUAGAAGAAGUUGCCGCUGAAAAUCCUGAUGCCAUAACAUAUGAACCAAUCGAUAUUAUGGUUGGAAUAACAAAAGAACAAGCUCAAAAAGUGGUUAAAAAAGUGGGUCUUGAGAAACAAAUGGAUAAUACCGUACAACUUUUAAUGAACAUGUACAAAUUGUUCUGUGAAAAAGAUGCUCUUUUAAUCGAGAUUAACCCAUACGCAGAAGAUGCUGGUGAAAAAUACUACGCCCUUGACGCCAAAGUUCGUUUUGACGACAACGCAGAUUUCCGCCAAAAAGACGUUUUUGCGCUUCGCGAUUGGACACAAGAAGAUGAAAAAGAGGUCCAAGCGGCUAAAUUUAAUUUAAAUUACAUCUCUUUAGAUGGAAAUAUUGGGUGUUUAGUAAAUGGUGCUGGUUUAGCUAUGGCUACUAUGGAUAUUAUUUCUUUACAUGGAGGACAACCAGCUAAUUUCUUGGACGUUGGCGGUGGUGCUACAGCAACCGCUGUUAAGGAAGCUUUUAAAAUUAUUACCGCCGAUCCUAAAGUUUAUUCAAUCCUUGUAAAUAUUUUUGGUGGCAUUAUGAGGUGUGAUGUUAUUGCUGAAGGUAUUGUUGCUGCAGCAAAAGAUUUAAAAUUAAAAAUUCCAAUUAUUUGCCGCCUUCAAGGUACAAACGUGGAUGAUGCUAAAGUAAUUAUUGCAAGUUCAGGAAUGAAAAUUCUUCCUGUUGACAAUUUAGAUGAAGCUGCAAGACUCGCCGUGAAAUUAUCCAGUAUUGUUAGUUUAGCCAGAGAUGCUAAAUUAGACGUUAAUUUCGAAAUGCCUCUAUAAAUAAAUGCUUUUUAGCGUUUAAAUUAAAAAUUAUUAAUCAAUUAACAUAAAAAUAUCAGUAAUUCACCUUCCUAAGGUUUUAAUAAGACGUCGUAUUUAUUUUCAUUGAAAUUAUUAACUUUUUGUAUUUUUAAUUUAGGGAGAAAGUAAUUAUUAGAAUCUAUAAGAGAAGUUUUUUUAUUUUGUUCAAAACGUGUUUGAAAUUAUUAAAUUAUUUUGUUUUUAAUAAUAAUUGUAAAUAAGGAUAAGAGGAGGUUGUUAAUUACAGAUAAGUAUUGUGAAGAUUUAUUUCUUUAUGUGAAUGUUUAAAAUAAACUACCAUCAGGCUUAUUAUAUGGUAAUUAUUCUGUAUAUUUUAAUUUAAAUAAAUUAUAUCUCAAAUA